Messenger RNA from Symbiodinium sp. CCMP2592, 753 nucleotides. NCBI's taxonomy places the organism in Eukaryota, Dinophyceae, Suessiales, Symbiodiniaceae. The record is from the annotation of a GenBank genome assembly.
AUGCCGCUGGUGCUGAACUACCGCUUCACGUUUAUCGACGCAGAAGACGACGAAGAGGCAGCUCAGGGUGUCCAGCUUCGACGGGCGCUGACACCACCACCUCCGCGUCCCGGUCACAUGAGUCAACUUGGUGAAGCUGCUCAUUCACAGGUGCUCGAGGUUGCACGCUGCCGAGACUACUUGAAUGGCUUGAUGCGUGAACGCGGACUCGUUGAUUCCAGGAAGCAUGGCGCGUUCAGACGAAUGUCGGAUGGAAGCAAAGAUUUCGACGCCAGUGUAGAUGCUCCGAAGGGUGCAUCGGAACAGAUGAGCGUUGGCAGCUUGGGCCAUCCCAUCGCAUGUCGUCGCCCAUGUGUGCACAUGAUGAAACAUCGUCAAUGCCCGGAAGGCAGUGUCUGUGGCUACUGUCACUUCCCACAUCCGCGGGAGGUCAAGCUGGACCGAGUGCAGCGUGCCAUGAUCCACCAGCUGCCGUACGGAUCCUUCUUGCGGAUCGUAGCCGAGAUGCUGAAGACGAAGGCGCCCGAGGUCGCCAAGCCGGCCGUUUGGGAUGCCGUGCACCUUUUGGAGGAGGAAGCAGAGACGGCGGAAUGCUUCGGAGCGCAGACUGAUGUGAAGGCCAUGAAGAGGUUCAAGAAGGGCCUGAAACACCUCAAUGUGUUGAGCUUGCUUUCGUUGGCCAAACGCAGGUGCCAAGACCAUGUCUGUGAGAAACUCACACAGAUUGCUGCAGACCUCCGCUUCCGGGUAUGA